This is a messenger RNA of Linum trigynum, 3374 nucleotides long. The record is from the annotation of a GenBank genome assembly. Lineage: Eukaryota; Viridiplantae; Streptophyta; Magnoliopsida; Malpighiales; Linaceae.
GGUCAUACACAAAUAUAUUUUUGAAUAAUACAUGAAAAAUAAUUGAAGAUUAAAGUAGUGUAUGAUUGAGACUUAUGAGAAUUUCAAGAAUAUGAACAAAAUUUCUCUAAACUAAUUUAAUAUGAAAUGAAAGUCAGCAGGCAAAUGGUGGUGAUCAAAGCUAGUUAUAUAUUUAAAUCAUUGGUAAUAAGGAUAAGGAGCCUUCUCGGAACCAGUCAUAUCUUUAAUCAGGACGAUGCCAAGUCAGAAAUAUGGGAUAAUUAAUAGGAACCUCUUCACGGGAAUGGAUCAGGUCAUUAACCUUAUGGUGAGUAACCAUGAGUAACCCGUUCACAUCAGCAUGACAUCAGCAUCCUCUAUCUCAUGGAAAGCCUUUAAAUUUCCCCUCUUUAAUCUUUGACGGACGAUUUCUCACUCAUUUUAAGUCGAAAUUUAAUUAUUUUUUUUUGCACAGUUAGAUCAGAUUAAUUGUGCUUUUCAAAAUGAUAUCCACUUUAAUAUAUUUUUCGAACAUUAAAAAUUGAGCCAUUUUUUACCAGUCUAUACCAUAUGGUAUUGACUGGUAUUGAAAUAAAAGCAUACCUAUGGUUUGAAAAAAGUACCAUGGUGCUAUGAACAAACCAAGACUGUAGGAUGGUUGAAUACAUGAUAGUAGAAGUAUAUUAAUUUUCAUUCACGACUUUUAACAUUGUAUACCACACAAUACCACACAAUACCAGGGUGGUAUUGUAUGGUAUUUUUGGUCUUGUAAUUUGUUCACGCAGAAAUUUGUAGAUCCAAUAGAUCAUGAUGAACUCGUCCCUUCUGUGCAAACGUUUUCAAAAAUGAAUUAAAAACGAAGAAGAUACCAUACAAUACCACCCCGUACCGGGGUGGUAUUGUGUGGUAUUUUUUGGUCCUGUAAUUUGUUCACCCAGAAAUUUGUAGAUCCAAUAGAUCAUGAUGAACUCGUCCCUUCUGUGCAAACUUUUUCAAAAACGAAUUAAAAACGAAGAAGAUACCAUAUGGUAUGCAGUUGGUACCGAGAGGCCAGAAUUUUUUUUUUCUCAAAAAAAUAUUGAAAAUUGAUCUCAUUUUGUAGAGAACGAUGAACUCGUUCCAUCUGUGCAAAAAAAAUUAAAAUCCAAGUUAAAACGGAAUAGAUAUGAGUCAAUUAAGAAAGCUAGAAAAAAUAAAAAUGGUUUUUAAUUCUCCUUUCUUAAGUCUGAAUUUUCUAAAUAAAGCUAGAGAUUUGGUUAUUGAUUGGUGCGAGCCCCUCUUCACAAGUGGCAUCCCUGUGUCAACUAAGUGCUUAGUUUUGUUCCAAAAGAGUGAAAGACUCGCGAAGAAAGAAGCGAUCCGAUUCGAUCCAGUUUGUGUGAGGUCGAGAAUGGAGGGCGGAGAAAUUGAAAAGUUGCUCAAGGUAUGGGUUUGGGUCUUCAUCUCCCUAUUCUACUCUUAUCUCAUCCCUAAAUCCAUCCCCAAAGGACCCAAACGCCUAGUUUCCAUCCUCCCCGUCGUCGCUCUCUUCCUCUACUUGCCCCUCAACCUUUCCUCCGUCCAUCUCGCCGGCCUCACCUCCUUCUUCAUCGCCUGGCUCGCCAAUUUCAAACUCCUCCUCUUUUCCUUUGGCAGAGGCCCCCUGUGUAACCCGCCGCCAUCGUCCCUCCCACUAUUCGUCGCCGUUUCGUGCCUCCCCAUCAAGAUCCAGAUCCAGCAGCCGCCGCCGACUGCAGCUUCAUCCUCCAGAGCGCUCAAUUACACGCUCAAGGCCCUAUGCCUCGCCGUAUUGAUACGCGUAUACGACUACAGAGACCGUAUUCAUCCCAAACUCCUCCUAAUCCUCUACGUCUUCCACAUCUACUUCAUGCUGGAAAUCAUCCUCGCCGCCUCCGCCGCCUCCGCCAGGGCGCUCCUCGGCUUGGAGCUGGAGCCGCAGUUCAACGAGCCCUACCUCUCCACCUCGCUUCAGGACUUUUGGGGGAGGCGCUGGAACCUGACGGUCACACGGAUCCUCCGCCCCUCCGUCUACGACCCGACCCGGGAUUUGUUCACACGGUUCGUGGGGCCCAAGUCGGCUCCGCUGCCAGCUGUGUUCGCCACGUUCGUGGUAUCCGCGUUGAUGCACGAGCUCAUGUUUUAUUACAUGGGCCGAGCGAGGCCCACGUGGGAGACCACCUGCUUCUUCUUGCUCCACGGGGCGGCGGUGACGUCGGAGAUUGCGGUGAAGAAGGCCGUCAAUGACAAGGACAAGGAGGGUAGGUGGUCCUCCUGGUGGGUGGUGUCAGCCUCGAGAGUGCUGACCAUGGGAUUCGUCACUACGACGGCGUGCUGGCUCUUCUUUCCCAAGUUCGUGCACUGUCAGUUGGAUGCCAAGGCGUUUGAGGAGUACGCGGCUGUGGGCGCGUUCCUCACCAAUGUAAGCAACAGGAUUUCUUAUGAGAAAUUCUACAAUGCUAUAUAGUAUUGGUGCUAUAGGGUUUUGCGUUUAUGGUACAAUUUCAGAUUGUACUUAUACUUUUUGUAUAAAUUCUUUUAUGGUGCAACUUGAACUUGUAUCUUUAUGUGAUGGUACAACUUCAAGUUGUAAAGUUGUACUAUAACAUAAUGGUACAAAUUGCUUUAUGGUACAACAUAAACUUAUACAUUUAAUGUUAUGGUACAACUUUAAGUUGUACAUUAAAACACCAAUACUAUAUAGCAUAGUAGAAGUGCUCGUUUCUUAUAUCUAGCCUGCUCCACCCGUUAAUUGACGGUUCCCAUCCUUAUUUUUCCACCUCGUAACACCUUGACGUUCUUGUGAUAGCUGAUUUUUGACGUCUAUUAUUUUUAUUUUUUAGCUGUUAAAACUUUUUGUGCAGCCUGUUGGUCGGAAUGAACAUAAAUAAUUACUACUUUUUCUUCGACGAUCUUUGGAAUUUACGACUAACAAUGAGAAAUAAUAACUCCUUCCCUAUUGAAAGUUUUUGGAAUUGGAAUUUCAUUUGGGAAGAGCAAAUAUAAAGCAUUCUAAAUAGAAAAUAUGACAAUAGUAUAUAAAUAACUCAAGUCCAAUGCAGUCAAAAUCGGGAUUUUGAUCGUACAAUCGUGGGAUUUUGAUCGUAAAAUCGUAGGAUUUUACUUAGGGAUUCCGAUCCUGAUUUUACUAUAAAAUCGGUGGACCUUAAAAUCAUUCAAAAUCGGGAUUAAAAUUUUUAAAAUCGUAAAAUCGUACCAAAAUCGGGAUUUUGAUCCUAUGUAAACAAAAUAGGCAGUUUAAGUCAAUUCAAAAGAAGUAAAACUGUUUCGGUCAACCCCUUUUUCCUUCCCCUUGUUUAACUCAUCGGUAAAAUUGUUGUCAUAAAAUUAUAAACACGUAAAAAUUAGCAUCAUUAUAAUAAAUUAAUUGAUUAAUG